Molecule: messenger RNA, 1326 nt
Organism: Hevea brasiliensis (rubber tree)
Lineage: Eukaryota; Viridiplantae; Streptophyta; Magnoliopsida; Malpighiales; Euphorbiaceae
Product: probable serine/threonine-protein kinase WNK11
Exons: 3
Coding region: 166-1062 (298 amino acids)
Biological process (GO): intracellular signal transduction; protein phosphorylation
Cellular component (GO): cytoplasm
Molecular function (GO): ATP binding; protein serine/threonine kinase activity
Source: RefSeq, a predicted model, not a curated record
CAACAACCCCUUCAAGGAUUCCAGCUCCGGUAAGUUCCGUGCUCUUCACUCACCUCUCUUCCUUCAUCAGUAAAUCUCUCCCUCUCUCUCUCUCUCUCUCUCUCUCUCUCUCUUCUCUAAUCGGUGCUUCUGAAAAGCUUCAACUUGGAAAUUUGAUUUCUGAAGAUGCCGGCUGCAAGGCCCAAUACAUUGGACAGAGAUGGUGAACUAUUUGUUGAAGUUGACCCUACUGGACGGUUUGGGCGAUAUGAUGAUCUGCUUGGUGCUGGUGCUGUUAAGAAGGUUUAUCGGGCAUUUGAUCAAGAGGAAGGUACAGAGGUGGCAUGGAAUCGAGUGCGGUUGAGGAAUUUUAUUGAAGAUCCAGUUCUCAUUAAUAGGCUCCAUUCUGAAGUUAAGUUGUUAAGAACAUUAAAAAACAAGUACAUCAUUGUUUGCUACAGUGUUUGGUUGGAUGAAGACCUUGGUACAUUGAAUUUUAUUACUGAGGUGUGUACAUCUGGAAAUCUAAGAAAUUACAGGAAGAAGCAUCGCCAUGUCUCCUUGAAAGCCUUGAAGAAAUGGUCGAAGCAGGUACUUGAGGGGUUAGAGUAUCUCCAUACACACGACCCAUGCAUUAUUCACAGAGAUCUGAAUUGCAGCAACAUCUUUGUUAAUGGGAACGUUGGCCAGGUGAAAAUUGGUGACCUUGGCUUUGCAACAAUAGUGGGGAAGAGCCAUGCAGCGCAUUCAGUCAUAGGCACACCAGAAUAUAUGGCACCAGAGCUGUAUGAGGAGGAUUACACUGAGUUGGUGGACAUAUACUCUUUUGGAAUGUGCUUGCUAGAGAUGGUUACAACAGAGAUACCAUACAGUGAAUGUGACAGUGUUGCCAAGAUAUACAAGAAGGUGACAACUGGAGUAAAGCCUCAAGCCUUGAACAAGAUAGAAAAUCCAGAAGUGAAGGUUUUUAUUGAGAAGUGCAUAGCUGAGCCAAGGGCAAGACCUUCAGCCUCUGAUCUUCUCAAGGAUCCCUUCUUUUUUGAAGUCAACAAUGAUGAUGAGUCGGAGGACCCAGAAGCUUAAUGUUUCAGGUGAACUCUAUGCUUGAAGGUCUUUGACGUUUCUUUGAAUCAGUGCCACCGAUAGUUAGGUUUCUAAUGGAAGUAUGAAUCUAAAACUACUAACCGCAACUCCUCUCCCUGCUCUGAUGUAAAUAAAUAAAGGUAGUUGUGUCUGUUUUAGAAGGUUGGCUCGUUUUGCUAAUAGGAUGUUAUUGUAAAUGUGUUCUACUAAGAAAUAUCUACAGUUAAUUUUCAAAAUUUUUCUCAAUAAUUUUUAUAUUGUUUC